UCUUUCUCUAUGGCUUUUCAUCUCGUUAUUUUGUUUUUGUUUGUUUAUUAAAGUUCUGUUGAAUUUUUAUUGGUGUUGAAAGAUCAUGCGUUAAAUUUGCUGAGCAUUUUAUAGCUGUAUUUGUUGCUGUAAAACGCAUGGUAUAUUUUUUUUUUGUAAAAAUUAAUGUUUACAUACGAAAAAUUAAAAAACUUAAUGAAUUGUUUGCUGGUGUAUAUCUAUUAAAUUAAAGUUCCCCUCAAAUGAAUGGUGCAAUAUUAGGUUCCCUAUGUGACACACUAUCCAUAAAGCAAACCAACAACAACGUUAUUCCUAAUAUUUGGCAUAAGACAGAAUAAACCGUAACGUUAAGACAAAUCUUAAUAUAAGGUCUCAACUAAUAAUUUUUUGCGACAAAAUAUAUACAAAUAAACAAUCGCAAGAACUAAGGAAACCAAAAAUCGUAUCCAAAUAAAUGUCACAACAUACAAAGAAAGACAAAGAAUCGAAUAAUGCGCGUUUGCGUAAACAACAACAACAGCAACAACAUCAGCCGUAUCAUGUAGAUCAACAAAAAAUACAAAAGACAAAAAACAGUGGCAGCGUGACUAGCCUUUCUCAACAUAGUAAAAAAGUAAACGGUGGUGGCUUACAACAACUACAACAUUUGCCACCAAACGCCAUUGGACCUGCCGCUGCCAACAACAUGAAACCUCACUUUAAAUUAUUUAAUAAUAAACAGCAAAAGGAUAGAGAUAGAGAGCGCGUCGAACGGGCAGGGUUAGUGUUAUGGCGUCGUCCCAUACCAACCUUAACAUAUUGUAGUUUAGAAAUAAUUGAAUUAAUUAAAACAUUAGGAAAAAAAUUACUGCAAAGAAAGACUUGGUUCGCCAUAUUUAUGGUUUUAGCUAGUUUUGUAGUCAUUUUAUACCACACACCGGGCUCUCAUCAAGUGGCUUUUGAUUUCUUUAAAAAUAAUACAUGGUUUGUGUUAUAUUGGACUGGUUUAGGUAUACUUUCGUCGGUUGGCUUGGGUACCGGCUUGCAUACAUUUAUUUUGUAUUUAGGGCCGCAUAUAGCCAGCGUUACCUUGGCGGCCUAUGAAUGCAAUUCAUUGAAUUUUCCAAAUCCGCCAUAUCCAGAUGACAUUAUUUGCCCUGAUGAGCCGUACGAGAAGAAAAUGCCGAAUCUCUGGGCUAUUAUGAGUAAGGUGCGUGUUGAAGCCUUCCUUUGGGGAGCUGGUACCGCUUUAGGUGAACUGCCACCAUAUUUUAUGGCCAAAGCCGCACGACUUUCCGGUUACGAUCCUGAUGAUACUGAAGAAUUGGCCGAAUUUGAAGCACUAAAAGCCAAAAAGAACGAUAAGGAUUUGAGUUUAAUGGAUAAGGGUAAAUUGUUUAUGGAACGUGUAGUCGAACGUAUAGGUUUCUUCGGCAUUUUAGCCUGUGCUAGUAUACCAAAUCCUUUAUUCGAUUUGGCGGGCAUUACUUGCGGUCACUUUCUGGUGCCAUUUUGGACAUUCUUUGGAGCUACUUUGAUAGGCAAAGCCAUUAUAAAAAUGCACAUACAAAAGAUGUUCGUUAUUAUAGCCUUUAAUGAGACUUUAAUUGAAAAAGCUGUCGAUAUGUUGGCUUUAUUACCGUUAGUGGGCAAAAAGCUGCAGGAACCGUUUAAGGGCUUUCUAAAAAAUCAAAAACAACGUUUACAUCGGCAGCGUAAUGUAACCCCAGCUGAGGCGGGCAAUUUACUCUCACGUAUCUUUGAGACAUUCGUAAUUGGCAUGGUGUGCUAUUUCGUGGUUUCUAUUAUUAAUUCGCUGGCCCAAAGCUAUCACAAACGUUUGCAUAAAAAACCCGUUAGCGGAAAUGCAGCGAAGAAACAUAAGAAAUUAGUCGCCCGCGAUUAAUAACUAAAAAAAAAAAAAAGAGUGCUCGCACUAAAAGAGUGAAAUAUGUGUAUAACUUCUACGUUUUUUAAAAUUUUUUUUGUAUAUCUCUUUUGCAUCUGUACUUUUCUUCUUCUUUUUCAUUUUAUUUUUUAUUUUCUUUUUUAACAACAUCCUUUAUUUGUGGGAAUUUAGUAAAUUUAGUAAAAUAUUUUUAUUUAAGUCUGUUUACACAAUUAUCUGUCAAUUGAUUUAAAAACCUAGUCUUAAAAAAAUUCUUUAGAAAAAAAUGUGCACUUUAGAGAAAAGAAAGAAGACCUGGAGUUAUGUCAUAAUUAAUAGAAAAGGGAAAACAAAACAAAAGUUGAUUGAUUCCAUUUCGUUAAGAAGUUAUAAAAAAAAAAUAAAAUUAUUUACACCGCCCACUUUCCAUUCCCCUCCCACUUACACGUCCUCUUUGAUCUCAUAUUUAUUGUACUCAAUGGUGUUCGCGCCUAAAAGAACAUUUCCAAGAAAGUUAAAUUAAUUCCAAUAUUUGUGUCUUGAAAACUUGAAUGGACGGACGGACGCAAUUCAGUCGCAUAUGCAAAAAUUACGUGUACUUGAUUUUUGCUCAUAAUUAUGAAAAAACUCAUUUUCGUUCUUUUCUUUUAAGUGAACGAUAUGGAAAAUUUAUUUUGGAUUUUUUUUUUUGAUUUUCAUUUGAAUUCUUUCUCAACUUUUCAACUGUAUUCGUAAUAUGAUUAAAUAUUCUCCAGGGACUGUAUAGGAAUUCAAUGAAUAUUGCUUUCUCAAAAAAUCUCCGAAGUCGUUUAAAGUCAUUAUUAACAUUAGUAAGUCGAACGAAGAACGGAUCGUCUGGAAAAAUAUAUACCCGGGAGACGUUGUUGUUUCCUUUCCGCUAAUGUAUUUGCUUCAUACUUCCAUGAUCAGAAUGUAGCUAAACUUUGCAUAUAGCAUUCAAAUAAUGGAUGAUAGAAAAGGUCUCCGCAAUUUUUUGUCACUAGCUGGCGUUGAUGCUUAAUAUACCGGGUCACCCUCAACUUAUUGUCGCAAACGGGAAGGUAAAAGUAAUAUUGAUAGUAAAAAGUUAUAUUGAUUUGAAAAUGAAUGAAAUAUCUGUAGGAAUACGCUAAGUGAUGUUUUUUUAUUAUAACAAAAAAAAAAGUAAAUGGGAAGAACCUGGCAAAAUAUUUGUAAAGUGUACGAUGAGAAUGCUGAAAGUGAACGAAGGACCUAAGAGUAGUUCUCUCGAUUCCGUUCCGGAAAGGUGCGUCUCCCUCUGAUCGAUCAGUCACUGAAAAAGUCGAUGAAAUUUUGUAACUUGUUGAGCAGGAUCGGCAUUCAAGCUAUCAAGAUAUAGCGGAGUCGCUAAAGAUUAACCACAUUCAAUGAUGGAAUCAUUCGAAAAGAGCAAGCUACAAAAAGAAGUUCAAAGAAAGAUCAAAAAACCCCCCCAUUGAGUCAAAUUGAAUUUCAAAUUGUUGUCCUCUUUGUAAUGUAGAUGCAGAAGAAACAGAAACUGUUCUUAUACAAAAACAAAGAAUCGUACAAGUCUUGAAAUUAUAAUUUAGUUUUGUAAGAUUGCCUCAUGUGUUGAAAAAAAUCUGUAAAGUUUCAAGUGAAAAAAGUUAAAGCUCAGUAGUUUCAAUAUUUCUGGAUUGUGAUGACUUCUUUUAUCAGCCUUCAUGCGUAAAUAUCUCUGUGAAUUUAUUUUUAUUUCGAAAAUUGUCGUUUUCGAAAACAUAAUAUUGUGGGCUUAGACUGUGCAACACUUUUCUCCGCGUUUCAGU
Glossina fuscipes is the source of this 3657-nucleotide messenger RNA. It is a transcript of the gene Tango5, whose product is annotated as vacuole membrane protein 1. The record is from RefSeq and is a predicted model, not a curated record. The coding region runs from base 455 to 1885 and encodes 476 amino acids. NCBI's taxonomy places the organism in Eukaryota, Metazoa, Arthropoda, Insecta, Diptera, Glossinidae. The transcript has 6 exons.